This is a messenger RNA of Symphalangus syndactylus (siamang), 4781 nucleotides long. RefSeq names its product TATA-box binding protein associated factor, RNA polymerase I subunit D (gene TAF1D). NCBI's taxonomy places the organism in Eukaryota, Metazoa, Chordata, Mammalia, Primates, Hylobatidae. Gene Ontology annotation, biological process: regulation of DNA-templated transcription. Gene Ontology annotation, cellular component: RNA polymerase transcription factor SL1 complex; nucleus; nucleoplasm. The record is from RefSeq and is a predicted model, not a curated record.
UUCGGCCUGACUAUUACUUGGGCCGCGGAAAUAGUCCAUCCUUUUCUUCCGCACGGUUGGAGGAGGUCGGCUGGUUAUCGGGAGUUGGAGGGCUGAGGUCGGGAGGGUGGUGUGUGCAGAUCUGUAGGACUGACGCACCACGCCAGUCGCGGGUUUUGGGCCGAGGAGGCCUGGGUUACGAGCAGCAAGUGCGCGGUUGCACCCACUGUGAGGCCGUUUUAGGUUAGGCGCUGCCGGGUGAGAGGCGCUGGUGGUCACAGCGUUAGCUCCGGGUAAAGCGCCGCUCUCUGCCCACGUGGCCUCUAAGAAUUGCAGAAUCCCGGCGGAGGCAUCGACACCCAAGUAAACACUUCGAAAAAGUGAUUAUUGAGCUAGCUUUAUUUUGAUAAUCCCUACUUAACCACAGGUAUAACCAUUAAAGCAUGGGGGCGAAUUUUUGUUGAGUUCCGUUUUUGAGCGUUCGAUAUUUAAUGACUUUGUAGAAUCUUGUACUUAAAAAAGCUAGUAAGACGUUCUACCAGGAAAUUACCACAGGGGGCAUUUAACAAAUCUGAGCUCUUGGUGACCUUAUCGUUUUAUAUUUUAAGUAUUUACAUUUAAAUAUUUUGCUAGUUCAUCCUAGGAUUUAUAUGUAAUGACUCAUGUCAGUUCCCAAGAAGCUACAGAAUGAGACAAGAGAUUGACUAAGGCAAGUACAAUAGUGAAAUAAGUAGUUAUCUUUAAUUUUUGUUGCCAUGGCUAUUUUUUUUUUUUUUUUUUUUUUUCUGAGACAGGGUCUUGCUCUGUCGUCCAGGCUGGAGUGUAGUGGUGCAAUCUCGGCUCACAGCAACCUCCACCGCGGCUCAUGCGAUCCUCCCGAGUGGCUGGGAGCAAAGGCACGGGCCACCACACCUAGCCAGGAUUUUAAGAAUUUUUUGUGGAGACAAGGAUCUCCUUGUGUUGCUGAGGCUCACUACAUACAACCUCCACCUCCCAGGCUCAGGUAUUCCACCUACCUCAGCCUCCUGACAACAGGCGUGCGCCACUAUUCUGGCUAAUUUCUGUAUUUUUUGUAGAGACGGCGUUUCACCACGUUGCCCAGGUUGGUCUUGAGCUCCUGGGCUCAAGCGAUCCGCCCGCCUGGACCUCCCAAAGUUUUGUGUUACACAGGCCUGAGCCACCUAGACCAACCUUUCUUUUUUCUUUUAGCUCAGAAGAAGGAAUCUUUUUCUUUUUUUUGGUAUGUUGUAUACUCUCUACCAUGGGGAUGAAGACACAAGAAUUAUGAUAGUUAUUGAAAAAGGUUGAGAAUUCAGAACUUGUCAGUUUCCACCAAUAAUGGCAAAGAUGCAGUAUGACAAAGUUCAGUUACUUAAAUGAAUCUAGGAAUGAAGAAUCUAGGAAUUAUAAUGGAGAGGUGAUUAGGAGUUUAAAAUGGUUUAUUGAUUGGAGAUCCUUUUCCUGGUUUAUAUAGGGCACACUUUGCCUUAGGAAUUCCCCCUUUGAUCUUGGAAAAUGGCUUUUAAUUGUACAUUAAUACUGUAUUGGUAAUUGUACGUUAAAAUAUGUGGCUAAUGAUAAAACUACAUUUUUUACUUAUAUUGAAAGAUGCUUUUGUUGGAAGUGACAGUACUUUUUUGGAAUCUUGUUGCAUUGGAUACAUUUAGAGGGUAAAAACUGAAAGAACCUGUGAAUAAAAUUUCUGGAUUUCUUUUUAAAGAAACUGAUCUGAAAUGGAUAAGAAGCUUAACCUUGGUAAAUGAUUUUGCCUAAAAUCAUUGGCAUAGUCUGACCAUGUUCAACACUGUAGUAGAUAAUGUGUCAAUAUUUAGGGAAGCUUUGUCAUAUUUGCUAAAUUUCAUAAUUUCAGAAAACUGUUUAAAACAAAGCAAUUGAUGGAUAAAUCAGGAAUAGAUUCUCUUGACCAUGUGACAUCUGAUGCUGUGGAACUUGCAAAUCGAAGUGAUAACUCUUCUGAUAGCAGCUUAUUUAAAACUCAGUGUAUCCCUUACUCACCUAAACGGGAGAAAAGAAACCCCAUUCGAAAAUUUGUUCGUACACCUGAAAGUGUUCACGCAAGUGAUUCAUCAAGUGACUCAUCUUUUGAACCAAUACCAUUGACUAUAAAAGCUAUUUUUGAAAGAUUCAAGAACAGGAAAAAGAGAUAUAAAAAAAAGAAAAAGAGGAGGUACCAGCCAACAGGAAGACCAAGGGGAAGACCAGAAGGAAGGAGAAAUCCUAUAUACUCACUAAUAGAUAAGAAGAAACAAUUUAGAAGCAGAGGAUCUGGCUUCCCAUUUUUAGAAUCAGAGAAUGAAAAAAACCCGCCUUGGAGAAAAAUUUUAACGUUUGAGCAAGCUGUUGCAAGAGGAUUUUUUAACUAUAUUGAAAAACUGAAGUAUGAACACCACCUGAAAGAAUCAUUGAAACAAAUGAAUGUUGGUGAAGAUUUAGAAAAUGAAGAUUUUGACAGUCGUAGAUAUAAAUUUUUGGAUGAUGAUGGAUCCAUUUCUCCUAUUGAGGAGUCAGCAGCAGAGGAUGAGGAUGCAACACAUCUUGAAGAUAACGAAUGUGAUAUCAAAUUGGCAGGGGAUAGUUUCAUAGUAAGUUCUGAAUUCCCUGUAAGACUGAGUGUAUACUUAGAAGAAGAGGAUAUUACUGAAGAAGCUGCUUUGUCUAAAAAGAGAGCUACAAAACCCAAAAAUACUGGACAGAGAGGCCUGAAAAUGUGACAGGAUCAUGAAUGUCAAAGGUGAAGCAUAUAGAAAAAACGACUUCAUAGAAAUGAAUGAAGAUAAAUGUGGAUAUAUGUACCAGUCUGGUGAUGAAGAAAUUCUGAAACCCAGGACUUUAUAACAAGAAAAAAAAAUUUUAACCCUGUGAAGAAGUUUGUGAAGUAGUAAUAAUUAGAAAAAAACCAUUAAAACACCAGAGAAAAUACAUAGAAAAAUUUGAGAAAUUGUCAUUUGAUUUCUGAAUAAGAGCUUACAGGUGUCCUGUGAGUAUUGAAACAAUGAAGUGUAGUGAUUUUAAUUUUGAAAAGAAAAUCUUAAAGAUUAAGUAACUUGACACCCAACCAUCUUGAAGAGGGUAUUUGAAAUGCUCUAAUUUUAUCUCAGCUUAGUUCAGCCAUGACAAAGGUGACCUGUCAGAUGCUUAGUAUUGUAAUAACCUCAUUUCCCUUCCCAAAUUUUGAGUAUCUUUAAUACUAUUCUUUUUUAGACAGAGUCUCGAUCUGUCACCCAGGUUGUAGUGCAAUGGUGCAAUCUUGGCUUACUGCAACCUCCAUCUCCCGGGUUCAAGCGAUUCUGCCUCAGCCUCCCUAGUAGCUGGGAUUACAGGCGUUAGCCAGCACACCCAGCUAGUUUUUAUAUUUUUAAUAGAGAUAGGCUUUCACCAUGGUCUCGAACUCCUGACCUCAGGCGAUCCGCCUGCCUUGGCCUCCCAAAGUGCUGGGAUUAUAGGUGUUGAGCCAUGGCACCCGGCCUAAUAAUACUUUUAACUACCAUUUUCACUUUUUUUUUAGUUCAAGGAAAGGCAUACACAUUUAUUUAACAUGUACACAUGGGGAACCAGUGAUUACCCCGAUGUUCAUUAUUUUGAUCACAAUAGAGCUGACUACUCUGCUAUGUAGUGCAUUUUGGGACUGCACUUAUGUAUGUUUUUGUUUAACGUGGACAAAGACUUAUGGAUAGGUGCAAAAAAUAAAUCCUCUUUUGCAACCCAGAACUCAUUGUUCAGUAUGAGUUUUGAUACAUAUAAGAAGGGAUAUUAUGAUACCUGAGACAGUUGAUUGAUGGGAGUAUUGAUAGCCAUAAAGGUUGGUUCCAGGCCAGGUGCAAUGGGUCAAGCCUACAAUCCCCACACCAAGGUUGGGAGUAUUGCUUGAAACCAGGAGUUCAAGACCAGCUUGGGCAAGAAAGAAAGAAACACCUCAUCUCCACAAAAAGUAGCUGGGUACUGGGGCAUGUGCCCGUCGUUGGAGUUUACUCAGAAAGGGGAGGCUGAGGCAAAAGGAUUGAGCCCAAGAGUUGGAGGCUGCACUGAGCUUUGAUGGCACCACUGUACUACAGCCUGAGUAACAAAGACAGACCCUGUCUCAAGAAAAAAAGGUUGAUUCUAGAACUAGAAUAGAUAAACAGCAUGGGAUAUGAGGGAAAUCCUCAGCAGUAUUUUGUAUUCCAAUUUCAUGUUGACAAUAUAUACAAUGGCUUUUUGUUUUGAAGGCUUUUAUCUUGAGAACAUGGUGUCUGGAGUUAAAGGUAUUGGCAUACUCCACACAUCUGUACCAUUCUUGAGUGAUUGCUUAGGAAUGAAUGUGAUUUGAACUCAUUCGUGUUGAGAGGGUGUCAAAUUGAGAACCAGGCAGAUCCCCACCACCUACAGUAAAAAGGACCCUAAAGUAAAUUGGUUGAAGAAAUUAGAUCCCAAAAAUUCUUGGUGAAUUUUGAAGUCUUCAUCAGUAUAUCCAUAUUAAAAGGAGAUGACAGAAGCCAAAGUAAUUAUGGGCUGACAGGACAGCUGGAUCAGUUUCAUUGAAAAGGGCAAACUUGAAGAUACAUCUUUUGACUCCAGCUCUUUAGAGGAUCAAAAGUGACCUUGAUGGACAGUGGAAGAAAUCACAACAUGGAAUUCUUUGAAUAAAAAUUUAUUGACUUUAAAUAAUUUUGUCUAAUGCUACAUAAACACAAUUAAAAAAAAAAACCUCUUUCUUUACACUGUUUCUGGAAAGUCAGCAUGUAUUUUUGGCUCGAAGUUUCUCUAGUGUUUUCUGUGGAAGGAAUAAAAAUUUAGCAAUUUCA